GAACAAACUCUAAAAAAGAGAGACAGGUAAAAGUUUUGUAAGAGAAAAUCACUAAAUAACAAACAACUCGUUUAAGAGGAACAGCAAAACAAAAAGCAGGUGGAGGAUACACAAAUUAUUUUUUGGGGGGAAUGUACACAAAAGAGUAGUGAAUGGAGUGGGGGAAAAGAGAGAAGAGGUGCUCAUCCACCAAAUUUAUUAUUUAUUUUUCUUUUUAAAUAAAUAAAAAUAUUUUUUGUAUAUUUUUCUUCAAAAAUUCAAUAAUUUUUGGCCUAUUUUUGUGAAAAAAUAAUUUUAAAAAAUUUAAAAAAUGAGUAGUGACAGUGAAAAUGAAGAAAUUGAAGAUAAUUUAAAAUUAAAGGAAGAAAAUAAAAAUGAAGAAGAUGAAGGUGUUAUUAAUUAUUAUAUUAGUGAGGAAUAUGAAGAGGAAAGAAGGCGGGAAAGGAUUGCUUUGUUGGAACGACUCAGACGUGUUCGAGAACCCCAUUUAAGACGGAAAAUGAUUUUGAGUGAACCUUGUAUACCUUGGGAAUAUGGAAGUAAUAAAUACGAGUCACAAAAGGGAAUGGGUGCCUUUGGGCAGAGCACAGCAACAAUAAAAAUCCACUCGACUAAAGAAUUACACGGAAGCAACCCUUCAAUCAUUCCCAGACUAAGCAGAGCCUCUUCGGUUACUCAAUCUGGACAAUCACCGUUUGGAGCAAUUAGAGAACAAGUUACCCGAGUUGUUGAACAUGAAGGAGAAGCAAAGAAGCGUUGCCAAGAAAUCCUGACAGAUCCAAAGCAAACUGAAAGAAUUUUAACUUUGUGGUCUCAACCAAAUCCGGAAGCUAAAUAUAGAAAUCCAAAAUUUGGGGAAAAACGUCAAGUGAUAGCCAAAAGUAUUGGAGGGAGACAGUGGUCGAAAAAAGAAUUAAUUGAAAGCAAAGCGGUGGAUUUUUAUAAAUAA
Messenger RNA from Meloidogyne enterolobii, 949 nucleotides. Lineage: Eukaryota; Metazoa; Nematoda; Chromadorea; Rhabditida; Meloidogynidae. The record is from the annotation of a GenBank genome assembly.